Messenger RNA from Arabidopsis arenosa, 876 nucleotides. Lineage: Eukaryota; Viridiplantae; Streptophyta; Magnoliopsida; Brassicales; Brassicaceae. The record is from the annotation of a GenBank genome assembly.
CUCCCUCAGAAAGAAGCUUCUCCUUUUCUAUUUCACAUUUUCAAAAAAAUUUGUUCUAUCAUCCAACAAAACUUAAUCCUAGUAAGUGAAGAGAUUUUAAAAUGACAAAGAUAGGAGGUAUUCUUGUUUGUUUAGUCAUUGUGGGCUUAGAUGUAGCUGCUGCAAUCCUCGGAAUCCAAGCUGAAGUCGCCCAAAACCAGGUGAAGCACAUGAGGCUUUGGUUAUUUGAGUGCAGAGAGCCGAGCCAGGACGCGUUCAGGCUCGGUCUAGGUGCAGCCGCGAUAUUGGUAAUGGCUCAUGUCCUACUAAACUUGGUCGGAGGCUGUCUUUGUAUUUGCUCUCAAGACGAGUUUCAAAGAUCUUCUUCCACUAGACAAAUCUCCAUGGCUUGUCUCGUCCUCAUUUGGAUCGUAUUCGCCGUUGGAUUUGGGAGUAUAGUGAUCGGGACGAUGUCGAACAGUAAGUCAAGAUCCUCUUGUGGAUUCACACAUCACCAUUUUCUCUCCAUUGGAGGGAUUUUGUGUUUUCUUCAUGCCCUCUUCUGUGUUGCUUAUUACGUUUCUGCCACUGCGGCCAAAGAUGAAGCUAAGUGACAAAGUGUCACGGUUAAUGAUGGAACAGGUAGGUCCUUGUCCUUGACAAUAUUUAUGUAUAAUCAUAUAACCUAGUUUCAAUUUAUUUCUUUUUCUGAAUCGUUUCACUUAUUUCGAAGUCACUUUUGUAAUUUGAAAAGCCGUGUCAUUUUGAGAAAAAGAAUGGAAAAGCUUUUAUGUCACGCUCUGUUGUCGCAUGUGGGGUUAAAAUGCACUAGUGAUAAUGACGUUUGGUGGAAUCUUGUCUUUGCUUCGGUUCUUGAAAUUAAUUCAAUACUCUCGU